This is a messenger RNA of Heterostelium album PN500, 2076 nucleotides long. RefSeq lists its product as uncharacterized. Lineage: Eukaryota; Evosea; Eumycetozoa; Acytosteliales; Acytosteliaceae. The record is from RefSeq and is a predicted model, not a curated record. Bases 1 to 2076 code for a protein of 691 amino acids. The transcript has a single exon.
AUGAAUAGAAGAAUAAGAGGAGUUGAGCAACCAACUAAUCUUGUAAGAUUUGGUAUGCAAAUGAGACAGUAUCGAUAUGUAUCAAGAGGAGGUCCUGUUACCAGACAACAAAUUGAGCAAAAGGCUCAGGAACUAAGCAAUCGAUUGCAUGCAAGGGGUGAAAGAGGUGAAAUUCAAUUGGCACUAAGAUUUGAUGAUAAUUGGAGAAAUAGUAAAUUUACAAAAUUAGGAAAUAGAGUAUCUUUGUAUGUCUUGAAUGAUGAAAAAGGAUCUGAUCGAAUGCUCGAUGAACCAGACGAUGGUUUUCAAGAGUUUACUUUUUAUGUAAUUCCUGACAGAACAAGAGCUGGAGGUGCCAAAAGCGGAAGAACGACCUUAAAUGACUGCCUUUAUGAUUGCUUGAAAGAAGUCUAUGCGGAUGAUCUCAAACUUACACCUGAACAAUUUAAAGCUGAAUUGGGUUUACAACGUAAUGAUCCUGUACCAAUUGAUCUUUUACACAAGGUUGAGGAAUUAUUACCAAAAAAACCUUCAAUAAUUGUUUCAGGUGACCAUACCUAUGUAGGUGAGUCAAAAAAAUCAAGAACAAUUAGACUAUCCCUCCGCAAUGGUCAUUACACUCUUGACAAAAGUAAUCGUUUGAGUGCAAAGGGUAUUUCGUUCAAAGAAAGAAAACCAGUUGCCUACUUUAGACAUCACGGCCGUGAUGAUGUUACUGUUUCAUUCUAUGAUGGAAAAUUAUAUCAAAUUAAUUGUUUUGAAGAUAUAAAUCAAAAUGACAUCAAAUUUGAUUUUGACUUUCAUUUAAGUGAAACCUGUAAAACAAUGUCUUCACCAUAUUUAUUCAUCAAGUGUAAAUCUCUUGAUGAGAUGGAAGAAAAAUACAACUCAUUUAUAAGAGUUGCUGAUAUUAUUAAAAAAGAAACUAAAGAUUUAGUUAACUACUAUAAGUAUGGUAAUGUAAGACAAUCAGCAACUCAUUUAUUGCUUAAAACACUUCCAAAAGAUAUUGAGAUUGAAGAUGUAAGUGCGGAAGAAUCCUAUUGGAUAGAACAAGCAACAAUGUCUGCGAUGAUAUAUUCAGUAGAUCACUAUGAAGGACCACUAUAUAAGUAUGAUUAUAAAGCAAUGUAUGCGUGCAUAAUGAAAGAUUACAGAUUUCAUAUUCCAAUUAAAAGAGGUACAUUCAAAAAACUAUCUCAAGACGAAUUUAAUAAUUUAAAAUUCUAUCAAUAUGGUAUUUAUCAUGCAUCAAUCAAUCAAGAGGUUGGCCAAGAACGACUAUUUAAAUUCAAUCAAAAUGAUUAUUACACACACAUUGAUCUUACUAGAGCAAAAGAAUUGGGUUUACAAAUAAAUAUAAUAAAUGAUAACAAUGCAAAUGUACUAGAAUGGGAUCCUCAAUCGAAGAUUAGUUGUGAUAUUAUAUUUGGUAAUUUAAUUGAAAAAAUAUUAAAUUGGAUAAAGAAUGCCACAGAUGAUGAUGUUAAAUUAGAAUAUAAAAUGAUGUAUGCUCAAUUGUGGGGUUAUCUUGUGAGAAAAAGAAAACAAACAAUCUAUGAUCCAGGUAUGGAUAGUAUGUUUAAGAAAGAAGAUUCUAUCAAUAGAUCAUCAAACAAAAGUAGAUCAUUUGUAGGUGUGGAUAACUAUGAAGAGGGUGAUGAUUAUCAUAUGAUUGAGAGUACUGUUUAUAUCUAUAAUAAUCAAAAGAUUGAAAGCAUAGUACCACAUGAACGAUCAAAUAAAAUAAUUUUAUCAUAUACCGACAAUGUGUAUGAAACCCCUUUCGCAAGAUUAAAACCAUUUAUAAUAGCAAAAGGAAGAUCGAUGAUCAGUAAAAUUAUGAUAAAUGGCUUACAAUGUGAACCCAAUGAUGUUAAUAAUUAUAUUAAAAGAGUUCACACAGAUGGCUUUUAUUCAACUAAAAAAUUAAAUUUUAACACCCACUCAAAAGGUAAAUCACAUGCGAUUGAUGAUGUUCAAAUAGGUGUUGCACCAGGCGAUCUAAAAUAUGAGGGUUACACAGAAAAAGUAAUCAUUGAAAAAUUCAAGAAAGUUUUGGGAGAAUUCAAGUAG